This is a messenger RNA of Hemibagrus wyckioides, 3481 nucleotides long. Its product is annotated as RNA-binding Raly-like protein. Gene Ontology annotation, cellular component: nucleus. The transcript has 9 exons. The coding region runs from base 690 to 1568 and encodes 292 amino acids. The record is from RefSeq and is a predicted model, not a curated record. Lineage: Eukaryota; Metazoa; Chordata; Actinopteri; Siluriformes; Bagridae. Gene Ontology annotation, molecular function: RNA binding.
UGAGAAUUUGAAGUGCUGGUUUUGGGUUUUUAGCGUUUUUUUCCUGCUCGGGAUUCAAGUUUUUUUUUUAGUGUGCAGUCAUUCUGAAUGGGGUUUAUUCUCAUACUCAGAUGCUCAAUGUGUCAAGGAUGAAAGUGGUUUUUACAUCGAUCUGGCAGUUUCGCAUUUUUGCGCGUUGAGGUUUUGAAACAUUUUUUCUUUUUCUUUUUUUUGUCUUUUUGUUUUCUAUCAUAGACUUUUGCUGUAUUUGCGCUUUGCUUUGUAUUUGGCGGUGUGGCUCGUAAGAGUUUUGGGAUUUUCAUGGUCGCCGAGCAAAAGCAUCUGCUUUUAUUUCAUCUCUCUUUUCUUUACAGAAGUCCUUUUUAAACCUGGUGAUGUUUUAAUGUGAAACUUUUCUCGCAGAUUGCAGAUUUACUUGUUUUGUUUUGCUUUUUCACCCUAAUCUUUGAUUUUUCUAUUUCCUCUACUUUCCUGCAGAUUUCAGUGUCAGAUAUUUUUUUGCGGAUGUUGUCUUUUUAUGAUAUGGUUAAUGCACACGAAGUGCAUGUGAAGUGAAGUGUGUCUUUUGGGAAAGGAUCUAUGCAGUUUUUCUUUUUUUUCUUUUUCUUUUUUUCUUUUUCUUUUUUGGUUUCCGUGCCCACGAUGACGAACAGACGAUUCUCCUUUCGCAGGAGAGCCAGCAGAAAAGGAUGACUGGUAAGAGUCAAACAAGCAACGUGACCAACAAGAAUGACCCACGUUCCCUCAACUCCAGAGUCUUUAUCGGAAACCUCAACACAGCCAUUGUCAAGAAGGCCGACAUCGAGGUCAUCUUUGCCAAGUACGGCAAGAUUGUGGGCUGCUCCGUGCACAAGGGUUACGCCUUUGUCCAGUACAUGAGUGAGAGGAACGCCCGGGCUGCCGUCGCCGGGGAGAAUGCCCGGAUCAUAGCAGGACAACCGCUGGAUAUCAACAUGGCUGGAGAGCCCAAACCGUACAGGCCCAAAGCUGGCUCUAAAAGACCCCUAUCUGCUGUGUACACUGGAUAUGAAUUUGACUAUGACUACUACCGUGAGGAUUUCUAUAAUCGGCUCUUUGACUAUCACGGACGGGUGGCCCCGCCUCCACGGGCCGUCAUCCCUCUGAAACGUUCGCGUGUCGUGGUGCCGUCAACGCGGAGAGGAAAGACUUCCUUCUCCAUCAAAACCUCCACCUCUUCAUCCUCACGGCCACCCUCGUCCUCCUCCUCCUCCUUUUCCUCCGGCCUCAAGCUGAAGACAGAUCAACUUCAGACAAUCAAGCGUGAGCUGACUCAGAUCAAGCUGAAGAUCGACUCUCUCCUGGGCCGCCUGGAGAAGAUAGAGAAGCAGCACAGAGCCGAGGCGGAGGCUCAGAGGAAAUAUGAGGAUAACUGUGACUCGCUACAUGAGGAGUCCGUGUCAGAGACGGCAGAGAACUCGGCUGAGGAGGCAGGCGAAGGGACGCUAGAUGCAGAGGCUGGAGAGAUGACCGACGGAGGAGAGGACGACUACGAUGAAGAGGGUAGCACUGAUCUGAUAGAGAACCAUGUGUCUGACAUUGACAACUAAAGGCUGUGCCAACUGGGAAAUCAACGCUGCUUUGUCACUGCAGUGUCGGGGGGAAGGAAGGACGACAUGAAACUGUGGGAAGAGCUUAAAAAAGGGGGUGAAGAACAAAAAAAGAACUAAUAAAUCAACUUUUAAAGAGACAAUGAGAGAAGGCGUAUGACUGGUCCUGGUGAGAGGCGAAGCAGCGCGCACUCAUGGACAAAUCUCUCACGGCCAGGCGUUAUCAAUCGCUCAGCAUUUCACUGGCCUUCAUUUGAUUACCUUGAAAUAUUCAUUCGUUCAGAGGACGGAGCUUAACAUUGCUUGUAUAGAGUGAAAAUAAAAAUGAACUACUGAGAGCUGAUUAUAUGCUUUUUAAAGUGGUUUUACAAAUAUAUUAUGAUUUGUCGUGGCAUUAAACGAUGCAUAAUCUUGGUUCUCCAUGCGUAAUGUUCCAGCUUGAAUAUUUCGGUUUUGUUUUCAUUAAAUAUCUGAAUGAAUUCGUCUUUUUUUGUCUGUGUGAGAAUUCAUGUAAAUAAAGUGGCAAUCUGUGUGUGUGGGGGGGGGGUUAUAAUGUUAAAGAGAAUGCAGUGCUGUUAGUAAGACAAGAAGAUUUAUCAUCAUUCAUCACCACACACGUUUCUUCCAUUGGAUUUUUCCAUUCUGCAGCAGAGGAAAGCAGAUGCUGCAGUGGCUGCUGUGGCUUCCCCUCUGGCAAACACUGCCAUGUGUCUGUUUGCAGUCAUACUCAUCUCUCUCUCUCUAUCCAUCUCUAAUUCCCUCUUUGUCCCUUUUUUUCAUUUCGUCCUCCCUCCAUUUCUCUAUCUUGCCAUCAUGCCAUCUUUCUCAUCAGCCCCGGUCUCAUUCUCAUUCUUUUCUUCAGCUUCUCACAGUGCUGUGUAAUAACCGCCUCAGGUGUGCCGUCCCCAUGCAAGCUUUCAGCAGUGGUGAUUAUGUUUACUUUAAUGUUCUACUGUUCACACCCCAUUAAUUCAAUGAUGUCCAAACAUUUGGUUGGUUUCUCGAACCAGUGCUGCACCUGCGCCGAAAUGACAAAUCCCCCUUCAGUCAAUCCAGAAAACUAGCCCAAAGACUUUCAGCACUGUACUGCCAUAUCACAUCUGUAGAUUGGCCACAUCUGUCCUGAGAAAUAUCACAAAAUUGACUAGCAUUUGUUCCAUGUUUAUCCUUUUGCCUGGUUCGGAGUCAUGUGUUUUAUUAUGUAGGUUUAUGUGCCAUUGCGUUGCAUUGCAGCUUUCUUUCUUGUGCAUAUAUGUCCGUGUGAGAAGAGAGUCCUGAUCUGAAAUUCAGAUGUUUCUACACAUGUAAUUCCACUUACAGCAUGUUUAAUAGAUGAUAAACUCCAGUUACACCACAUCUCAGUUAUUCACUGAUUCGAGUUACACAGCAUUGAUAGUGGACUCUAUUUUUGUAUGGCAAAUUUUGAUGGCUUUAGAAAGUUUUUUGUUUUGUAUUUUUGUUUUUGUUGGUUUUUGAUUUUUCUCUCAAUGUCCUAACUAUCUGUCUUGCAUCUGAUCUCGGUAUAAUGUGACGGAGAAUGUAAGGAAAUUGAUAUAACAAAAAAAAACACAAAACAUGGUUACCAGCAUCAGAAGUCAUUUCUCAUUGUGGGCAGCGUGUCUAUAUUAUGCCUUUUUCUUUACUUUUCUUUUCUUUUUUUUUAAAUUUAACAUUUCAGAGAAUAUGCUAUUAUAUACCGUCUACAAUAAAAACUGGCCCUCAUCUGCCCAAGGACACGAUCCAUUGAACAAAAACAUGUAUAGAAAUGUAUACAAUUUUUAAAGCUAUUUUUUAUGAUGAGCAUGUUUAUUAUUUUAAUGGAAUUUCUGUUUCCAUUCAGUUGUUGCAUUUAUUGUAUGGCUUUAGACUCCAUUCCAUAGAGAAAGAGCAUUAUUAAAAAUCAAUGGAUGUGA